Molecule: messenger RNA, 1046 nt
Organism: Triticum aestivum (bread wheat)
Lineage: Eukaryota; Viridiplantae; Streptophyta; Magnoliopsida; Poales; Poaceae
Exons: 7
Coding region: 114-785 (223 amino acids)
Source: RefSeq, a predicted model, not a curated record
UCGUUCCCAGGCCAUCCGAGCGCCUCCGUCCGGGCUACUCCAAGGUGGUGCACUUUGACGUUCCCAUCGCCGUUGGGGGUGAGAUUAUUUCCGUCAAUGGGCGUGGGGAACACAUGAAGAGCGGCCAUAGCCCCACCGGAGGUAUCCAUGGGAGGUGUGCGGGGCUUUCUCAAGUGGAUGCGAUUGUAAAACGUGUUCGUUACUAUCCUGAUGGCACAAAGAAGCGUGGAUCAAAAGUCAAAGAUAAAAGGCGUGAUGAGGAUUACCAGUUGGCUCGAGCUUUGGUGGACAUGUAUAACGACCCUCAUAAUCUUUUUGGGGAUCUUGCAUAUGAGGUCAAAGAUUUUCUGCAUGGCAAGCCGCUCUGGGAGGAUUAUUAUAUCCAUUGGACGUACUUUCAUAUGAAUUUCACUGCAAAGACCAAAGGAUCUUAUGGUGUUGACACUGGCAACCUAUUCUUUGCUGAAGUUGCAUAUACGCGAGGAGAUGGUGGACGUGGAUUAACGGUGAACAGUUGUUGUAUACUUGAACCUUCUGAUCAUGGCCUCUGCCAUGGUUGUUGUGGUGAUGUGAAGCACCCCAAUGAUGGUAAUGCAUAUGCUUGUGGUCGGCGGAACAUCUCGUAUCGUUUUCAGAAUGGUGCACCUGAUCUACCUCUGGACUAUUUCGUGGACCGCUAUUACGAGGACACAAGUUCUGAUGAAGAGGUGGAAAGACUGAGAUCUCAGUUCAAGGAUGUUGUUAAGGAGGAACUCAAGCCAUUGCCGAUGCCCCUCGUGGUUUAACUGCUCGAAGCCAAACUUAGAAGGGUUCUGGCAAAUAAAAGAAAAUAUUGUCGCCAUGCGCUGCAGAAAUUAUCUCCUCCAUGGGUUGAAGAGAAGGCGGCUUUGCACGAGGGAGCUAGCUGCAACGUUAAAUUAUUAGAUGAUGAAAGUGCAAACUUGUUGUUUUAUCGCAGUGGAAAAAACUUUUUUGGUGUUUUAUCAUUUGUGCCACUGACCGUGUGCAUAUCUCUCUCUAAUAAUCACAGUCGUCGGUUGUGUGCU